AUGGAGCAAAACAAGCAGGAUGCGCUUUUAAAGUACCACAAGUCGCUCAAAGACCACGCAGAUGCCAUGGAGACAAUGCGCAGGAUAAACGAGUCAAUAAAAACCCAAACACAGGAGUACGAGAAAACAGAAAGAGACAUAAACGCGCUGCAAAGUGUUGGACAGAUGGUGGGCGAGGUGCUCAAACAGCUGGACGAGGAAAGAUUCAUCGUCAAAACUUCGCAGGGCCCUAGGUACAUCGUAGGAGCAAGAAAGAGCAUUCCCCGCGAGCUGCUGGUCCUAGGCGCUCGUGUGGCUCUGGAUAUAACAACGCUCACGAUAAUGCGGCAUCUUCCCAGAGAAGUAGAUCCAAUGGUGCAUGCUAUGUCCAUAGAAAAGCCUGGAGACAUUUCAUUUGAGAGCAUAGGCGGUCUUGCAGAGCAGGUGCGAGAGAUAAGGGAGGUGAUUGAGCUCCCCAUUAAGAAUCCCGAGAUAUUCAGCAGAGUGGGUGUUUCUGCGCCAAAGGGAGUGCUGCUCUAUGGGCCCCCGGGUACAGGGAAGACUCUUUUGGCCCGUGCAGUGGCUGCUACUUUGGACUCAAACUUCCUGAAGGUUGUUAGCUCUGCGAUCAUAGAAAAGUACAUCGGAGAAAGCAGCAGAAUGAUCAGGGAGAUGUUCACGUACGCAAAGAAUAACCAGCCAUGCGUGAUUUUCCUCGAUGAAAUUGAUGCAAUUGGAGGGAAGAGGUCUUCAGAUAGCACUUCAUCCGACAGAGAGGUGCAGCGCACUCUUAUGGAGCUCCUGAACCAAAUGGACGGGUUUGAAGAGCUUGGGAGAGUGAAGGUGAUAAUGGCCACGAAUAGACCUGAUAUCCUCGACCCCGCCCUGCUAAGGCCCGGUCGUUUGGACAGAAAGAUAGAAAUACCUCUCCCCACAAGCCAAGGAAGACUGGAGAUACUUAAGAUCCACUCCGCAAAGAUGGAGAAAAAGGGAGAAAUAGACUACAACACCAUUGUGAAGAUGUCACACGGGUUCAAUGGGGCAGACAUAAGGAACAUAUGCAGCGAGGCUGGAAUGCUUGCUAUCCGCGAGGAGAGAGACUUCAUCAUGCAGGAAGACCUGACUAGAAGCGUAAGAAAGAUAGCAGACCAGAAGAAACUCGAGGGGCGUAUGGACUACAAAAAGGUAUAA
Nematocida minor is the source of this 1170-nucleotide messenger RNA. RefSeq names its product 26S proteasome regulatory subunit T4. Bases 1 to 1170 code for a protein of 389 amino acids. The transcript has a single exon. The record is from RefSeq and is a predicted model, not a curated record. Gene Ontology annotation, molecular function: proteasome-activating activity; ATP hydrolysis activity; ATP binding. Gene Ontology annotation, biological process: positive regulation of RNA polymerase II transcription preinitiation complex assembly. Gene Ontology annotation, cellular component: cytosolic proteasome complex; proteasome regulatory particle, base subcomplex. Lineage: Eukaryota; Fungi; Microsporidia.